UUGUCAACUGAAAGUCUUUUAGCUGUGCUGUUUGUUUAAAGCUGUAGGAAGUUAGAAAUGGCAUGGUAUUUAAAAUACAGAGAAAUCAAUCCUUAUUCCUAAAUCCAACUCGACCGAUGCCUUCUGACGUGAUUGGUUUGAAUAGAUUCUUUGAAAUAUACACAAGUUAGCUAAUCUCUGCCUCUAUUUUGGGCAAUGAAUGCUUUUUCUUAUGAGAUUAAAUUUUUUUUGUUGUAUUUUAAGUUGUGGAUAACAAUUGGUUUUUAUUUUUUAAGAUAACAAUUGGUUUUUGUGCUGUGGAUCAUUAGAUCUAUUUUAUUAACAUAAGGAUGUAAUAUUUACUUCUACAUUUACUAUCAUUCUAGUCAUAGAAAUUUAGUAUAGUUUAGUUACAAGUUUAAUUGUUUUGCACCUAUAAGGGCUCUAUAACCCAUGCUUGCAAACUGGAAGUGACAUCAGGGAAGUAGUGUUUGAAGUGUUUGUUGAUAAGGAAGUUUUAUACUGUAUUUCAGAUGAAUCAGAAUCUACUUUUCAUGAGGCUUUUCUUAGUCAUCUUAUGGAAACUGGUGCAAUAGAAAGUUCAUCUUUAUGUGACCUUCCUAAACAGAUGGAAGGUGAUCAACAGAGAGCCUCUGAACAGACUAAGAACAUCUUAAGUAAUUUAGUUGCUGCUGUUGACAAUUUGUGGUAUCUAAAAGAUGGAAUACAUACUGUAGUCUUGAAAAAACUUUCAGAAAAUGGAUCUUGCAGGCAAAGGACACUAAGUGAAUUAGAUAGAGAGGUUAAGAACUUGAGGGUGGCAUUUACUGACCUGUUUUUGAAGCAUAACACUUUCAAAGAAACUGCAAAGCCAUCAAGAUAUUGAUGCAAAGAAUAAAGCCGAGCUUAGAAUAUUAAGAGGUAACUCCUAGUGAGUGGAGAGAAGGCACUUCAACUUGGAUUGCAAGUAAUUGCAAAGAUUAAGGG
Messenger RNA from Humulus lupulus (European hop), 966 nucleotides. RefSeq names its product E3 ubiquitin-protein ligase BRE1-like 1. Bases 557 to 865 code for a protein of 102 amino acids. The record is from RefSeq and is a predicted model, not a curated record. NCBI's taxonomy places the organism in Eukaryota, Viridiplantae, Streptophyta, Magnoliopsida, Rosales, Cannabaceae. The transcript has 2 exons.